GCGCCCGAGGAGGAGUUCCUGUUAAUCCAAACAUCGACGAAAUAACAUCCACAGACAUUUAUCGAUACCGAAUUCAUCAAACCUCAUCGAGUUACCCAACAGCAUGGCAGCUCAGAAGAUAAACGAAGCUCAUGAGCAUAUGGCUAAAGCUGAAAAAUGCUUAAAGACGAGUCUGACAAAGUGGAAGCCUGAUUUUGACAGUGCUGCUUCAGAAUACGCCAAAGCAGCCGUGUGCUUCAAGAAUGCAAAGCAGUAUGAUCAAGCAAAAGAUGCUUACCUGAAAGAAGCUGAAUAUCACACAGAAAACAAGACGCUUUUCCAUGCUGCAAAGGCUAUUGAACAGGCAGGUAUGAUGAUGAAGGAGCAAAAGAAGAUGCCCGAGGCCAUCCAGUACAUAGAGAAAGCCUGUAUGAUGUACAUGGAGAAUGGGACUCCUGACACUGCUGCCAUGGCUCUGGACCGGGCUGGAAAACUGAUCGAGCCUAUAAACCUAGAGAAAGCUGUGGACCUGUAUCAGAAGGCAGCUGGCGUGUUUGAGAAUGAGGACCGCCUGCGUCAGGCAGUUGAACUGCUGGGGAAAGCCUCCAGACUUCUGGUCCGGUUAAGAAGGUUGGAUGAAGCAUCAGUCGCUCUGCAGAAAGAGAAGAACAUGUACAAAGAGAUUGAGAACUUCCCCAUGUGCUUCAAGAAAACAACUGCUCAAGUGCUGGUUCAUCUUCAUAGAGGGGACUACGUCGCUGCUGAUAAAUGUGUCAGAGAAAGUUACAGUCUGCCCGGGUACAGUGGAAGUGAAGAUAGCGUUGCCAUGGAGACACUACUGCAGGGCUACGACGAGCAGGACGAGGACCAGGUCUACCGUGUCUGCAACUCACCUUUACUGAAGUACAUGGACAAUGAUUACGCCAAGCUGGCUAUUUCUCUGAGGGUACCCGGAGGAGGAGGAAAGAAGAAGAAGGCUGCUGCUCCACAAGGCGGCGCUAGCGGGGCGCCAGCUGCCGCAGAGGAUGAGGAUGAUUACGAGGGCGGGCUGUGUUAGCCUUCAGCCUCCAGAGUGCCGACUGUACCCAUCUGCUGCUCCACCACGAAGACACCCUCUGUGUGUACGAGUUAAAAACCUUGACAAAUCCUUUCAGCUCUGAAGCCCACACGUGUGGCUCUUUAAUCUUUAUUGUGCAAGAUAUUAAGAAAAAAAGCAAUUUAAAAAAAAAAAAACAACAGUUGCAGUUGGUGUUGCAGAGGAGUCGAGUUUAAGCAGCCCCUUUUUAAUUUGUGUUUCUUUGAGGUGGAUCCUCAGUGUCAUGAUGAAAAAUCGUCAAUGUUCAAUAAUGUAUGAAAGCCUGGUGUUUGUAAAAGUUCUCUUGUUUUUUCGUCUCUGUGAAGCUGUACAUUUUGCUCUUAUCGUUUGUGAGUAGAGUCUUGAGAUCGCUAUAAGUAUAUUAAAAUCAGAAACACUCUAAAUAUUGAGUUGAUCAGUGUAUAGGUGUUUAUUUGUACAGAGUUAAAUUAUUCAGUAUUUUACGGCUGCAGCCUGUUGAGAAAUAUUACUGGAACAAUAUGCAAUAAGUUUGUUAAUGCAUGUUUGGAAUAAUGCAACAGUAAAUCAAAUAAAUGUGAAUAUUAAGGUUUAAAAAUGGAUUGACCCUAUUGUCUUUAACAUUAGCGCUUAUUCAACUUAUAAAAAGAUCAGUUAUAAUGGUGCAGCUUGUUGCCAACUAUAGACUGUUUUCAAGGUGUGUGUGAUAUCUUACACCUUAUUUAAAAAAUAGUUACGGCUGUGUCUUUAUUCCUCAUUUCCGCAGUACAAUUGUCGAAUUAAAGUGACAAAAACAUGAAAAAGGGACCCUGCAGUGAUGUUUUCAGUGUAUUCUCCCCACUGAUUUCCUCUUAGAAGCUGGAUUUGUGUCUUUGUGUUUUGUCUUAGAGGCUCACUUUGAUGGGGAAAAAAUAUUUUCAUGCCAAUUAAAAUUGUUCUGGUACAACACAACUAACACAGUUAUAAAGGGAUUGUUUACAUUUUUUUUAUUUUAUUCGUGGUGUUGCCCACUUCUUAUAUAUUCCUCAAAAGCAUAUCUCCAAACUUUGCACAUGCAUCAAUAAACAUUUCCAUUGUGUGGCA
Centropristis striata (black sea bass) is the source of this 2116-nucleotide messenger RNA. It is a transcript of the gene napgb, whose product is annotated as N-ethylmaleimide-sensitive factor attachment protein, gamma b. Gene Ontology annotation, cellular component: SNARE complex; vacuolar membrane. Bases 104 to 1036 code for a protein of 310 amino acids. The record is from RefSeq and is a predicted model, not a curated record. The transcript is spliced from 12 exons. Gene Ontology annotation, molecular function: syntaxin binding; soluble NSF attachment protein activity. Gene Ontology annotation, biological process: intracellular protein transport. Lineage: Eukaryota; Metazoa; Chordata; Actinopteri; Perciformes; Serranidae.